Penaeus chinensis is the source of this 1459-nucleotide messenger RNA. Its product is annotated as parathyroid hormone/parathyroid hormone-related peptide receptor-like. Bases 559 to 1329 code for a protein of 256 amino acids. The record is from RefSeq and is a predicted model, not a curated record. Gene Ontology annotation, molecular function: peptide hormone binding; G protein-coupled peptide receptor activity. Gene Ontology annotation, biological process: adenylate cyclase-modulating G protein-coupled receptor signaling pathway. Gene Ontology annotation, cellular component: plasma membrane. NCBI's taxonomy places the organism in Eukaryota, Metazoa, Arthropoda, Malacostraca, Decapoda, Penaeidae. The transcript is spliced from 5 exons.
AAAAAAAAAAAAAAAAAAAAAUCCUUGCUACCACAAAAUAAACAAAACAAACAUUAACUUCCGUCACUACACCCAACCACCAUAUUUCAACCCGCUUACAAACCAGCCUCCACCAUGAAUUUCCACCACCAUCACUAACUUCCACCAUCACUAUCACAUACAACUUCAACGUUAACUUCCACCAUUACUCCAACACGAAUUUCCACCACCAUCCUUAACUUCCACCACCCUCACUAACUUCCACCACCCUCAAUAACUUCCACCAACACCACCAUUAACCACUACUAUGAAAGCACCACUCCUUCGCUCCCCCAUUAACCCCAAAAAUACCAUUUCCUCACUAACUUUUCUCCUUCUCUCUCUCUCUCUCCCCUUUCGCCCAAACAGGUUAGCUUCACCUUGUUCCUCAACAUUGCCAGAGAACUGUUGCUGAAGAUUCGCUCGUCCACGACGCCUGAAAGCAGAAAGUACAGGUAUAGACGCUGGGCGAGAUCCACACUAGUGUUGGUGCCCCUUUUCGGAGUGCACUAUGCGGCUCUCCUCGGCUUCACCUACUUCAUGGGCAAGAACCAUACGAUUGAACUCAUCUGGCUCUUCACUGACCAGUUCUUCGCCUCUUUCCAGGGCUUUUUUGUGGCAACACUGUACUGCCUUCUGAACGCGGAGGUGAGGUCGGAGCUGAGAAAAAUCUGGCAUCACUGGCGAAUGAAACAAGAGGGUGAGAAGAGUAUGAUCUUCCAUUCAGCUUUUUCUCAGUCCAGGACGUAUUUUAGCCGGGGCACAGGUAUGCCGUGUCUCGCCAACGCCGCCCACAGAAAGAAGGAUGGAGGAAACCCGCCCACAGGCAGCCCCCCGGGACUCCUGACGAAUGCCACCAAGGUCAACGGGGCCCCGGUGCAGCCUUCCUUCCUGGCGAGUCACAGGAACUCCAGCUGUGACGACCUGCCCGAUCAGCAGUCCCUGACGAUGAGCCUGGCGGUGGUGGAGCUGCAGCAGCGGCGGCGUGACGACGACGACGACGACGACGACGACGAGGAGCUGACGGAGGCCACGACCGCCGCGGAGACCAACUGGUACCCGGCCCCCGCGGAGGCCUCGGGCGACCUCGAGUGCGCGCUCAUCCUGCAGCCGCUCAGCCACAGCGCCCACGAGCCGCCCCCCGAGGCCGCCGCCGCCGCCCCCGCCCUCGACGCCGCCGAGGACAUGGGCUCCGACUCGGGCCUGGGCGAGCUGCCGCCGCCCUCCUCCAUCCUGUACCACACCGCCGACUCGUGCGAGGGCUCGCCGCUGCUGGCCGCCGGGCCGCGCCUCGCCGAGAGCGCCUUCUGAGCCGCCGGCGGGGCACGGGCGGGAGCCUUGAGAGCCAGGUGACGGGCGGGCAGACGGAGAGGCAGAGGGGGAGUGUUGGAAAAUGACAGAAAUGGUGGGAAGGCUACACGUGCACACGUACAUUUGAGCA